Messenger RNA from Fusarium sp. VM40, 1329 nucleotides. Lineage: Eukaryota; Fungi; Ascomycota; Sordariomycetes; Hypocreales; Nectriaceae. The record is from the annotation of a GenBank genome assembly.
AUGCACGCAAAACUCUUGACAUUGCUCCUGGGCGGCUCUCAGUUAGCCCAGGCUGCUGUUGCUGGCCCUCGCCUGGCUAAAAGAGAUGGCGCUUCCCCAACCCUGCCUCACGAUGACAAGGCCACCGGCUACUGCACUUGGUGGAUUGACUACACCGAGACCUUGGCUUGCGAUACAAUCUUGCAGAACAAUCAGAUCACUAUCACCCAGUUCAAGCGAUGGAAUCCUUCUGUCAAGAACGACUGCAAGGACAUGACUAUUGGUCAAUCCUAUUGCGUUGAGGCCGCAUUCGAACCAACGCAGCCAGAGCCUGAGCCAUCAAGCGAACCAAAGCCCUCUCCAACCAAACCAUCCAACGGUAUCCAGACUCCAGAUGCAAUCCAGCCCGGCAUGGUCAGCAACUGCGCCAAAUUUCACUAUAUUGCCAACAGCGACGUUAAGUGUGCCGACGUUAUCAGCUACCAGAAAAUUACGCUCGCCGACUUUGUCAAGUGGAACCCUACUGUUGGAGAUGACUGCCGCGGUAUGUGGACAAAAGUUAACGUCUGCGUCGGCGUUAUUGGUGGCUCUCCUGCUCCUGCUCCCGCCACUACCACUACCACUACUGCAGGUAACGGCGUUCAGACGCCCCAGCCUACACAGCCUGGUAUGGUGAGCAACUGCAACAAGUUCCACUGGAUCGCUAAGGGUGUCGACUGUGACCAAGUUAUCAGCUACCAGAAGAUUACCCGUGCCGAAUUUGUCAAAUGGAACCCUACUGCUUUGGAUGAUUGCCGUGGUAUGUGGGCAGAAGUUAAUGUCUGUGUUGGCGUUAUUGGCGGUUCUCCUGCUCCUACUAGCACUACCAGCACUACCACAACUACCACUGCAGGUAACGGCGUUCAGACACCCCAGCCUACACAGCCUGGUAUGGUGAGCAACUGCAACAAGUUCCACUGGAUCGCUAAGGGAGUCAACUGCGACCAAGUUAUCAGCUACCAGAAGAUCACCCGCGCCGAGUUUGUUAAAUGGAACCCUACUGUCUUGGAUGAUUGUCGUGGCAUGUGGGCAGAAGUUAAUGUCUGCGUUGGUGUCAUUGGCGGUUCUCUUGCUCCUGCUCCCACUACUACUACCACUGCGGGCAAUGGCAUUCAGACACCCCAGCCUAUCCAGCCCGGCAUGGUCAGCAACUGUAAGAAGUUCCACUGGAUCGCCAAUAGCAACGUCAAGUGUGCCGAUGUUAUUAGCUAUCAAAAGAUCACAUUAGCCGACUUCGUAAAGUGGAAUACCGGCGUUGGUGCUGACUGCAGUAAAAUGUGGUCUGGCGUGAAUCAGUGCGUUGGUGUCUAA